Messenger RNA from Paramecium pentaurelia, 1247 nucleotides. The record is from the annotation of a GenBank genome assembly. NCBI's taxonomy places the organism in Eukaryota, Ciliophora, Oligohymenophorea, Peniculida, Parameciidae.
UAUGAUUAAACCUUUCAGAGGAACUGAUGGAGCAUAAUAUGCUCACAAUUUUAAAAAUACAUAUCUCUCAGAAGCUGAACUUUAAAAGCCUUCUAAAGAGGUUAGUGAAUAGAUUGCAAUUCACACUAAAAAAUAAUUAGAUUAAUUAGUGUUCUCUAAGUAAUGUGCAACUAUGGGAUAAUUGAGAGCAUCAGAUGGAGCUGCCCAAUAAUAUAUUAAAUAUACUCCAAAACAAGGUGAUUCAUAAUAAACUGGUUAGGAGAGAAUAGUAAAGUAGAAGCAUUUAUUUAUUUUAAAGAGUUUAAGCCCAGUAAUUGGAUCCAAUGGAACCUCCUCGUUUUAAACAUAAAAGAAUUCCUAAAGGUCCUGGAUCACCUCCACCUAUAUAAAUGAGAUCACCACCAAGAAAAUUAACUUUAAAAGAUCAACAAGAUUGGAAAAUUCCUCCAUGCAUUUCUAAUUGGAAGAAUGCCAAAGGUUAUACAAUACCAUUAGAAAUGAGAUUAUCUGCAGAUGGUAGAACACUUUAACAUGUAUUUAAUUAUUAUCUAUUUUUAAAAGCAUACAGUAAAUGCCAAAUUCGCUUAAUUAACUGAUGGUCUCUAUAUUGCAGAAAGAUAAUCUAGAAAAGAAUUAGAAGAAAGGAAUAAGAUUAUAAAAUCUAUGCAAUAUAAAGAAUAUUAAGAAAAAGAAGAAGAAAAUAGAUAAAAAGCUAUGGAAGCUAGAUCAAGAAAGAAUCUACUUUUGGAAUAAACAACUAAAUAAGAAGAUGUCCCUGAAAGUUAAUCAUAACAAGAUAUAUAAGCAAGAGAAGAAUUAAGAUAUUUAAGAAAAAGAGAACUUGAAAGAUAAUUAAGAUAGGAGAAUCAAGGAAAGAAAAGCAAGCUUAAUAGAGAUAAUGACAGAGACAUUAGUGAAAAAAUUGCCUUAGGUUAAGCUUAACCUACAACUCAAAAUACUUUAUAUGAUCAAAGAUUAUUCAAUUAAACUCAAGGAGUAAAUCAUGGAUUUGGGGAUGAAGAUGAAUAUGAAGCAUUUGACAAACCCUUAUUCAAUGACAAACCAAGAGCCAAUCUAUAUACUGGUAUUUAACAAGGUGAAGAAGAUGAUAAGUAUUAUUCUUAAAUUAUUUUUAGUAAUAAGAAUAUAAGAAAUGUUCCAGUUUAAUUUGAAAAAGCUGAUAAUAUCUUUGGUAUGGAUUCAUUCAUUGCAGAUCCUGUUGCUAAAAAAGUUAAGCUUGAUUGACC